Nannospalax galili (Upper Galilee mountains blind mole rat) is the source of this 2411-nucleotide messenger RNA. RefSeq names its product potassium voltage-gated channel subfamily J member 8 (gene Kcnj8). The record is from RefSeq and is a predicted model, not a curated record. Gene Ontology annotation, molecular function: ATP-activated inward rectifier potassium channel activity. Gene Ontology annotation, cellular component: plasma membrane. Lineage: Eukaryota; Metazoa; Chordata; Mammalia; Rodentia; Spalacidae. Bases 350 to 1624 code for a protein of 424 amino acids. Gene Ontology annotation, biological process: regulation of monoatomic ion transmembrane transport; potassium ion import across plasma membrane. The transcript is spliced from 3 exons.
GCUUGGAGGUCUGGGCUCUGCCCGCUUCUCGCACUCCAGCAACUCCUCCGGCCUCCCAAAGGCCCCGCAGGGGGAGGGAAGAGCCAAACCCACCCCCUCCCUUCAGCCCUCCUCCUCGCAUGCACAGUCCGGCGCACCUUCCAGUGUUUUGCUUUGGCUGGGGAGGACCAGCAUCCCCAGGAUCGGUCCUUAAUCCCGGGAUGCUCCCGCCGGGGACCAGUCUGCCCUGCGCCCCGGGGUGCGCGGAGCCGCGGCCACCGUGCCGGACGCCCGGACUCUGAGAACGCCCGUGGAAGGAAAGAACCGCAGGUCCCAGGAACGUGGCUAGUCUGGCUAUGGUGACAGGAAGAUGUUAGCUAGAAAAAGCAUCAUCCCAGAGGAAUAUGUACUGGCUCGCAUCGCCGCGGAGAACCUGCGCAAACCGCGCAUCCGCGACCGGCUCCCAAGAGCCCGCUUCAUCGCCAAGAGCGGGGCCUGCAACCUGGCGCACAAGAACAUCCGCGAGCAGGGUCGCUUCCUGCAGGACAUCUUCACCACCUUGGUGGAUCUCAAGUGGCGCCACACGCUGGUCAUCUUCACCAUGUCCUUCCUCUGCAGCUGGCUGCUCUUUGCAAUCAUGUGGUGGCUGGUGGCCUUCGCCCACGGGGACAUCUACGCCUACAUGGAGAAAAGUGCGGUGGAGAAAGGCGCCCUGGAGUCCACUGUGUGUGUGACUAAUGUCAGGUCAUUCACUUCUGCUUUUCUCUUCUCCAUUGAGGUUCAAGUGACCAUUGGAUUUGGAGGCAGGAUGAUGACUGAGGAAUGCCCUCUGGCCAUCACGGUCCUGAUUCUCCAGAACAUUGUGGGUCUGAUCAUCAAUGCGGUCAUGCUGGGCUGCAUCUUCAUGAAAACAGCUCAGGCCCACAGGAGGGCAGAGACUCUCAUUUUCAGCCGCCACGCUGUGAUCGCUGUCCGCAAUGGCAAACUCUGCUUCAUGUUCCGCGUGGGUGACCUGAGGAAAAGCAUGAUCAUCAGCGCCUCUGUGCGCAUCCAGGUGGUCAAGAAAACAACGACCCCCGAAGGGGAGGUGGUGCCCAUUCACCAGCUGGACAUCCCGGUGGAUAACCCCAUUGAGAGCAAUAACAUCUUCCUGGUGGCCCCUUUGAUCAUCUGCCACGUGAUUGAUAAGCGCAGCCCCCUGUAUGAUAUCUCAGCCACUGACCUCACCAAUCAAGACCUGGAGGUCAUCGUGAUCCUGGAAGGGGUAGUGGAGACCACCGGGAUCACCACACAAGCACGGACCUCCUACAUCGCAGAGGAGAUCCAGUGGGGCCACCGUUUCGUGUCCAUUGUGACCGAGGAGGAGGGAGUGUACUCUGUGGACUACUCCAAAUUUGGCAACACAGUGAAGGUGGCCGCCCCGCGCUGCAGCGCACGGGAGCUAGACGAAAAGCCGUCUAUCCUGAUUCAGACCCUCCAGAAGAGUGAACUGUCUCACCAGAAUUCUCUGAGGAAGCGCAACUCUAUGAGGCGGAACAACUCCAUGAGGCGAAACAACUCCAUCAGGAGGAACAACUCUUCCCUCAUGGUGCCCAAGGUGCAGUUUAUGACUCCUGAAGGAAACCAGAAUCCAUCAGAAUCCUGACAGCAAGAUCAUCUGAGAUAGUGAGUUCUGAUGACCAACAGACAGCCUAAGACAGUCACUCACUGAGUGUCCAUUACUAACACACUGGGCUGUCCACCAAACUAGGUUGGACCAUAGUCAUUUAACUCACAUUUUAAUGCACUACAGAAUAUUCGUAUUUAAGAAACAACACUCUCUGUAUUAAUAACACACAAGACAGAGGAUUCUUGGCUUAUACUUGUUUCACCCACACAGAAUGUUGCAAGGAUGUUGCAGGGAUAUGCGAAUUUAUGGACAUAGGAAGUGGGAGGCCACCGUUGCUCUCAUUUUGAAACACAGUUUAGGAAUGGACCUUGAAUCCCAAAUCUGGCUGAGGAAAGUCUAUUUGAAAUAUGUAAUUGGUCAAACCACAGAGUGUUCUGUUACUCACGCUGGAACUACAAAUAGAGCAGGAAGGGAAAAAAUAUCCCGACUCACAUGAAAGCCCUUUUAUAUACCAACCUUAUGUUCUUCCCACAAUGCUGUACCUGGUAAGAAUCCUAAGACAAACCUCUUAAGACUACCAGGUUCUAAGCAGAUUUCAUUCAGUCACUUAAUCCUUCAUAUCAACUUCUGGAGCUUUCCAGAUCCUUCUUCUGACAGCCUGUUGGGCAGAACUGGGCAAGGAGUCUUUGCCGAAAAGCUGAUUCCUAACUCACAUAAAAGUCGUUUCCCAACAGCAAGAAUCGCUUUCACAGCUUUACACUUCUUGAGAGCCUUAUCCUGAGAAAUGCUGUAUUGGGUAUUUUAUUAAAAGAGUUUCUUUAUA